AGCCUGUAGGCUUGCUUUUACGACAGUAGAAACCCCUCUUUCACGGAAGCACCCUUGUCGCUUUACGAUAGCAACAACGAUGGCGGCUUCCGGUGGCAGAUUUGAAAGUGAGAGGAGCAUCGAAGAACGUAAAGAACAGAAGCGGGUCGCUCGGGCCGAGGUCCUGCGACAGGCUAAAGCAGAUUUUGAGAAAGAAGAGAGGCGUAAAGAACUUAAGCGACUACGAGGGGAAGAUACAUGGAUGUUAGCUGAUGUGAAUGAGAGAGUUGAACAGCUAUCUCAGGAACAUUCUCUGAAGAAAAAAAAGAAGAAGGAUAAACACUCUAAAAAAGUUAAGAAAGAGAAGAAGAAAAAGAGCAAGAAACAGAAAUAUGAAAAAAAUCAAUCAUCUGAUAGUUCAUCGAGUUCUGAAGAUGAAUGGGUUGAAGCAGUUCCAUUGCAGGUAACUGACACAGGAAAAGCCUGGAAAGUGAAGAAGGAAACGUCUGAUAAAACAGAAGAUGCGCAAAUUGUUCGGAGAGAUGAAUGGAUGACCUUUGAUUUUAUGUCUAUUAAAACUGUAUCAUCAUCAUCACUCAAAGAUGAAAAAGAGACUGCAAAGAAAAUAGAGCAAGAGAAAGCCCAAGUGAUUGAACAGUCUAGACUUUCUGAAAGAGAACUGAACCCGUACUGGAAAGAUGGUGGGACAGGUCUACCACCAGAAGAUAGUAAUCCAUCUUCAGCUGCUAAAGUGAUAGAAGAUGGUGGACUAAGCUGGCUUAAAAAAUCUUACCAAAGAAUGAAAGAACAAGCUGAUAAACAAAAUCGAAAAUUUGAGGAUAUUGUAGCAGAAAGAUAUGGGUCAAUGGAAACAUUUCAGUCGAGAUUAGAAGAAGCUAAAAAAGCAGCAUCAAAAAGUGACAGCUAUGGAAGAGAACGAUGGAGAAAAUCAAGAUACUCUGAUAAAGAACAGAGUGGACAAGAAAGUAAAAAAAACGUGGAGAAACAUGUUAUAGAUAGUACCAAUAGGGACAUUUGUUAUGAAUAUUCAGGUGGCAGUUAUAGCAAACCAAAUAUGACCAGUGAUCGAGUAUCUAGUAAAGAUAAAUAUAGAGGAAAAGAGAGAGACAGUGGGUCAAGAUUUAUAGAACCAGCUAGAAAUGAGUCAUAUCAACUGAGGAAAGAUUAUGAUUCAAGACAGAAACAAGAUUUUUCUCUACUUGGACAUUUCAAGCAUAAAUUCUUGAGGCCUUCUGAAGAUGAUGAGUUACCAUUUCGUAAUAGAGAUUCUGAAACAUCUUGCACCUCAGCAUUGUUAAGUCAAAACUCUUUGAGUCAUAGUUUUCUAAAACCUGAUGAAACCACUGAACAAAUUUCAUUGUCAUCGAGCCAUGAAAAGAGAGGAGGAGAGAAACAAAAUUCAGAUAAAAAAUUAGUUAAACCCAGUGGAAGUACUGAUGAUGUUCAAGAAAUUUCAAAGAACAUGAGAGGAAAACCACAGGAAGAAAAUACAAGUACUUUUCCUGAGAAAAGAGAAUUUCUACAGGAAACUAAAACUUCAUUUUCUGGAUACAAUUCAGAAGAUGAAGCUAUUUACCUCCUAAGUGAAGAUGAGAUGAAUAAACUUGGAGCCAAGAUUAUCAAGGCAGAAUUAAUGGGGAAAAUGGAUUUAGCAGUACAACUUAAAGCACAGCUUGACAAAGCACGCAAAUUAAAAGAAACAGGAAUUCGAGAAUCAACAAGAAAAUCUGAGAUGGAGGGUGAAAGCAUGCAAGAAGAACAGGAGGUGGUCCUUGUCAGAACAGAUCAUUCUGGACGGGCAUGGCCUAUAAGUUCACCAGGAGUACCAUCAGAACCUAAGGAAGGAAGAAGGAAAAAACAGAUGGUAACAACACACAUAGAUAAGGAGCGAGUCAGGUACUUUCAUGAUGAUGAUGACUUAAACCUAAAGGAUUUGGUUAAAAAUGAAAAGAUGGGAACAGCAGAAGAUCAAAAUAGAGUUUUCAUGAAGAUGGUAUCUAAGCUUACAGAAAAAACUGAUAAGGAAUAUUACAGUUUGGAUGACAUGUUUGUCUCAACGGCAGCCAAGAAGGAAUGUUUUGGUGGUGAUGAAGAGAAACAGAAGAAAAAAGCAAUCUUAGAGCAUCAGAAGCUUGCUGCACAAAUGGAGAAGUGUCCAUAUUGUUUUGACAGUUCUCAGCUUCCUAAGCACCUUAUCAUUGCAAUAGGCAUCAAGGUUUACUUAUGUUUGCCCAAUUGUCAGUCACUUACUGAAGGGCAUUGUCUGAUAGUCCCGUUGCAGCACCAUACAGCAGCUACUGUAUUAGAUGAAGAUAUUUGGGAGGAAAUCCAGAGUUUCAGAAAGGCACUGGUGAAGAUGUUUGAAGAUAAAGAACUAGACUGCAUCUUUUUAGAAACAAAUAUGAGUAUGAACAAACGCUAUCACAUGGUUUAUGAGUGUAUUCCUCUUCCAAAGGAAGUAGGAGAUAUGGCUCCCAUCUACUUUAAGAAAGCUAUAAUGGAAUCUGAUGAAGAGUGGUCCAUGAACAAGAAAUUAAUUGACCUAUCUACAAGAGAUAUCCGAAAGUCUGUACCCAGAGGCUUGCCUUACUUUUCUGUAGAUUUUGGCCUUCAAGGAGGCUUUGCCCAUGUCAUUGAAGACCAGCAGAAGUUUCCUCAUUACUUUGGAAAGGAAAUUAUUGGUGGUAUGCUGGAUGUGGAACCAAGACUUUGGAGGAAGGGAAUCCGAGAGAACUUUGAUAACCAGAGGAAGAAAGUGCUACAGUUUGCUCAGUGGUGGAAACCAUAUGACUUUACCAAAAGUAAAUGACUGUGGGAAGAAUGAGUUUAACUAACUGGAACCUUUUCAGUCCCUCCAGUGCCACUGCCAUUUUCUCAACAUGAAAAGACCAACCCUUAGGUCACAAAGAGGAAGAAUAAUAUCAAUAUAUUUAGGAAUGCGACAUGUCAAGAUUUGUUAGCCACCUGUGGCAGUUGUUGACCAGCACCCAACAUCACUGGUUUAUGCAAUUUCUUCACCUCCUGAACUGGAGAACUUUUCUAUAGUGAUCAAGGAGAAUGACUGAAUUCAUUGAGAAACCAGCCUAUGCCCUAUAUUUUGUCCUGGUAAGGACAUGUCAUUACCUUGGUGGAGAAUUUCUGAAGGAAGCAAAUCAUUGAUAAAGAAGAGUCUGGGAGUUCCUGAUUCCAAGUUACCACGAUCUCUGGUUCAUUCAAAGCAGUAACUGAAGUUUUUAUUUAAAAGAAAGGACAGCUAUUAUUUUAAACUAGUGACCUAUAAUGUCACUCAUUUAGUAUGUUAAAGGAAGGAGAAUGUCUCUAAAUGUAUAAAUGAAAAAUUAAAACCUGAUAAUUGUGAAGAUUGGUUGGCUCUCCACUGAUUGUAACAAAGAAGGUACUUGGCUCUUCCUUGAGUGUGAAGAUUAAGUUGUAAUCCCUUGUCUAUUUUUAGAUUUAAUCCCCAAAGUGUAAACAUGGCACUUAAAAGUUAAGUAUGGAGAUCUACCCAUUUUGGAUUUAACCAAAAAAAGGUAGGAACACCCACCUCACACACUGAGUGGGAGGUCUGUGACCCACCUGUGAAAGGGUGGUGACGAAUCAGAAUUGACUGGACUGCCUUCUGGGUGGUCCUAGAGCGGAGCAUCAACUGUGAUUGAUAGAUAUAAAAAUUAGGGGAAGUAACACAAGAGAAAAAUGUCUUUUAAAAAGAAAGUAACAACUGCCUGAAGUUGGUUUGACUUGGAACUCUCACUUAAUGAAAAAAAUCAACUACAUUUGUAUGAAAUCUAUUCAAGGUUGUUUUAAAUUCUUAAUCUCUUUCUGGAUACUCUCAGAAAUUGGGGCUACUAGAUAGCACAAAAUUUAUCCAUGCAUAAAUGUUGGUUUCUAUAAUAAGAAUAUCUGCAAAUCAUUAAUGGAAAAGACCCAAAAUGUAAAGAACAUCUCUGAUAUCAUAAUUAUCAAAACUACUUCACUUCAGAUUAUUGCAGCAGACACUUAUAAAAUGUCUACUGUGUAUGAGUCAUUGUAGAUUAAGCACAAUCCAAGCCCUUGAGGUGUUUAGAGUUUAAUAGAGAAAAUACACAUAUACAAAUAACUGUUACAAUAAGGAAAUUAAUGUAAAACAGAAGUCUUAGCAUAGAUCUCUUAACAGUUUGGAGGGAGAGAUUCCUAACAGUUGGGCAUGGAAGAAAAGAUAGAAAUGCUAUAAGAGGAUGAUUAGAUUUAGAUGAUUAGGCCUAAUUUAGGUGAUUAGGCCUUGAAAGAAAGGAAGUAGUUAAACAUGAAUGAUGUUGAAAAUGAAAAUAAGAGGAGACAUCCAUUCUGAGUGUGGAGUUUGGUAUGGAUGAGAGCAAGAGAGGAAAGGGAAGAUAGAAUAGUCCAGUUGAGCUGUAUUCUUGGGUGUGUAUGAAACAGGAACUUCUAUAGGAAACAUUCAAAUAAAGCUAUUGGUUCAUUUUCAAUUUUUUAAAAAUUUUAUUGUUGAUUGCAAGGUACUGUAUUGGGCACUGGAAAUAUAAAUAGAGAUGAAAACCACCUUGAAGGGCUUACAUCAUGUGAGAGAAAAUGAAAUAACAAUAAAAUUGAUAUAGAGUUUUGUGUCAAAUUGAUAUAGUUACUAUAAUAUCAGCAUCAGCUCUGUUUUUUUCUUUUGUAUUAAUAUGUAAGCAUUUCUUUACUUUUUUGUUUUUAAAACUUCUUAAAUUCAUUUGGAAACAUUUUAUUUCCCACAUAGUUGAAGAUGAAUUCAAUAAAUGGUUUUAAAGAGUAACAGACUUGGAGUUAGGGAAGACUUACAUUCCAAUAUCAUCAUAGAUAGUGUUAAAUAUGAGUGAGGCACAUUAUCUCUCUGAGCCUGUUCCCUCAUCCAUAAAAUGGGGAUAAUAAUAUUUUUAGUAUUUAUCUCACAGGAUUGUGAAACUCAGAAGAAGAAAAAUGAAUAUAAAGCACUUUGCAGACUUAUAGUGCUAUACAUAGGGGAGCUCUUAUUUUUACUUCAAAACACUUUCAGUUUAUGACUCUCCCUCUGAAAAGGUAGCCUUUCAGUUUUCUGAGCAAAUACUAAUGCUUGAGAGAGAGGAUAAAUGAAUAUGAAAUCGUGUGUUUUGGGUUAAAUUAUAUCUUUAAUAAACCUUUUAAGUUAAACAUUUAAAUAAUAUAUAGGUGUUUCUCUUAUACAAAUAGCAUUCCAAAAUGUAAAGAAUAAAUUAUGGUCAUUUAUGGCUAAUACAGUGUAUUGUUUAAUAGACAUAGACAAGAUCUAUCACUUCUAGAAAUGGUAAUUUCAACACAUUUAAGUACUUUCUUGUGAAGAGCACUAAGUUAGGUCCUAGGGGAGAGGCAAGAUUUAGACACGAGCUUAAUAGAUCUUCCAUCCUAAUAGGUGUAGGAUACAGGCCAAAUUGUUUUAAUGAAGAGUAAUACAUGCAUGAGUUGUAUAUCAAAAUAAAGUGCUCUUUGAGGUGUGGGAAGGUUAGGAAGAGGUCAUUAUUAAGCUUGGGAAUCAUGGCAUCAAUGAAAAAUAAUAUAUUUCUGAUGUAAUAUCUGGCUUGAUAAAAUCUAUUGCUAUGUAUUCCUUUCUCUGUAAUUUUAAGAUUUCAAUGUGCCCCCCCCCCCUCUUUUUUCAAAUGAACCAGGUAUUAACUGCUAUUAACACAUGCAGAAUUAAACAGAGUUCAUAUGUUCUUAGUACUGGGAAUCAUAUAUGGAUUCUUUUUGCUGACAUACCAAAUUAUCUCUUUCUCAUCUAUUUUUAUUUCUAUAAAUUGUUAAAUAAUGCCUUCCAAAUUUAAAAAUAACAAGAAUUGAUUGUUAUGUGAAUACUUUUAGAUUAAGAUGCUGCAUAAAGCCUAUAAAAUAAUCUCUUAUAAGUCUAAACAAAACACAGUUUGCAAAGUAAAUCAAAGAAUUUUCAAUUGUAAGAGGCCUGAGUAGCCAGCUCCUUCAAUUCAUACUUUGAAAAAGGAUUCUCUGUUUUAUACCUGUCUCGUAGAUAUUCAGAAACCUUUCCUGAAAACAUCCAAUGUGCAAGAGAUUGAACCUUCUGAGGCACCCUAUUCUACUUUUGGAUAGCUUUCAUUGUAAAGUUUGCAGUGAUUAAAAUUAUCUCGAGAUUGGUUUUUCUUUAUUUUAAAAUAAAUAUUGACUGGUCAAGACAUCCUUAACUGCAGUCAAAUGACUCAUAAGUCCAACAGAAACUCCUGGCCCAGGUAUAUAUCUAUAUCUAUAUCUAUAUCUAUCUAUCUAUCUAUCUAUCUAUCUAUCUAUCUAUCUAUCUAAUAUAUAUUUGGGAGCUCAUUAUUCAUCCCCUCCCUUGAACUUUCCAAAACAUCUUUAAUUAAUGAUAGCUAAUUAAGAGGUGGCCCAUCAGACCUUCCCCAAACUGAUAGGUGAGGAUUCACAUAUAUGCAGGAAAGGCAUUGUUAUAGAAGUUUUCCUGUAGGCUGAAGUCUAUGAAAGGACCACAUUCCUCAGGACAAAGAAUACAAAAAUUUAUAGACUGAAUAGUGCCAAAACCUCACUCAGGAAUUUAUAAUUCAGGACCCUGAUAUAGAAAUAAUGCAGUAUAGAAAAAACAAAUGUUCACAAGUUUUUCUUUAUACUAAGCCUGGAUUUACUAUGGCCCCAAGUACAGCUCCCCUUAUUGCUGCUACUUUUUUUUUCUCCAGGGCUAAGCGGAACAAGUCCAAUCUCUCUACAUUAGCCCUUCACAUAUUUACAGAGAGCUUUUAUGCCUUUCUUCUACCCCCAGAAAGUUCUCCCUCUAACAUAAAUGAGUUAACAGGCAGAGCACUUUGUAAACCUUAAAAUGCUAUAGAAAUUGGCAGCUGUUAUGAGAUAUCUCCAGUUCCUUCAUGUGGCAACAACUUAAGAUCCAUCUCCAUCCUCUUUAGCCUUCGCUUGGGCAUUCCAGUUUUCCAGUGUCCUACCUAAAAUGUGGCACUGGAUUUGAUGGUAUUCCAAAUAUCAUUUGACAAGGGUACAAGAUUUUUGCCUUCUUUAUCUGAACUCUCAUUGCAUCCUAAGAUGGCAUUAGCUUUCUUGGCUGCCAUAUCACAUUAUUGAUUCAUAUUGAGCUUAUGAUUCCCCAGAUAGUUUUCAGAAUAACUGAUGUCAGUGAUUCCUUCAUCUUAUACAAACUGUUCCAUCUCUCAGUGAAAUUUUAGCUUGAAUAACUUCAGAAAAAUAAGUGCUACAAAUGUAUUUAAAAAUCAAACUAGAAAUGUUGAUUAAUUAAAUUUUAAAUUAUUGACAGAUUCCAUAUUAAAAUACUGCAUAACUAUUGUUUGUCUUGCGCUUUACUUCACCUUAGGACAGCUAUGUGUCUCCGUGAAUAGAGUGCUGAGCCUGGAGUCAGGAUGAGUUGGGCCUUAGACACUAAUAGCUACGUGAACCUGGGCAAGUCACGUAACAUGUAAUGUGGGCCUCAGUUUUCUUAUCUAUAAAACAAGUUGGAAAAAGAUGGCAAACCAUUCCAGUGUCAUUGCCAAGAAAACCCCAAAUGGGGUCAUGAAGAAUUAGACACAUCUAAAAUGACUAAACAGAACAAUUAAGAAACAUUUAUUAAGUGUUUACUAUGUGUAAUGAAUUGAAUGAUCACUGGGCUACAAAUAGAAAAUUGACAUGGAUUCUUGCUAUUAUGGAGCUUAUAUCCUAACAUGGAAUGGAGCUGCAAGUUAGAUGGAAAGAUCCUGUGGUUCUUAGUGUGCAAUAGCAAAGGAAAUGACUGCAUUUUUUAAAAUGCCACUUAAACUGACAAGUUCAUUUGCAUUUUUUAUAUCAAACCAUUUGAUGGGGCCAAGGAUUUUGGUCAUAACUUUCUUUUUCAAGCCUAGUAGCUAUGUCUACUAAGGAGGGAAGAUCACAGUUUCAUGUUAGUCUUCCUGGAUGUUAACUUUGGGACUAAGUUGAAAGCAGCAUGGUGUUUGGGUAGGUGGAAGGUACAGUAUUACUAUUUCCAAAUCUCUCACACUUAACUACACAUUCAUGAUAGCUGGGCAGGGGUUGGUAAUCAUCUGCUUUUAAAAUUACCUUUCUAGAAUUUUCCAAAUAAAUGAAAUCAAGCUUUAUUGGCCUAAAUCAACAAACAGCAGAUUCUUUAAUUCUGUUUAUAAAUCAAUUUUGCUAUAAUGUUUGUUUUGAAAAUGUAAAUUGCUUCUAGCAUGAUUUGAGCACAAUAUAAAUUUUGUGUUUGCUUAUGCUCAAUUUUAUUGAUUCAGUGCACCACUUUUUAAUUAAUUAUUUUGUUUAGUCAUUUCAGUUGUGUCCAGCUAUUCAUUACUCCAUUUGGCAUAUUCUUGGCAAAGAUACUGGAAUAGUUUGCCUUUUCCUUUUCCAGCUCAUUUUACAGAUGAGAAACUGAUGCAAACAGGAUUACAUGACUUGCCCUGGAUCUCAUAGCUCCAAGUGUCAGCCCUGAUUUGAACUCAAUCUGACUCCAAGCUUAGCACUGUAUCCUUGUUCCACCUACCUGCACCAUUUCACAGUGGCUCAUAAACUGAAACCUUUCCCAUGCACACUUCUAUAAUCACACUUCUUGUUGGUAGCUGCUGGCCUCUGUUAAAGGGAUUUUCUUAAUCUCUCCCUCUGUCUCUUUAAGAGGCAAAGAGUGCAGAAUUUCUAAGCAGAGGAGAACUGGCAGGUGCCAGUUAGCCAGAGCUGAAGAUUCCAUUCCCUAGGAGAUGAGGAAGUUAGAGAGAGAGAGAGUUGGCAGGUGAAGGAUUUUUGGUCUUCAGAUCUUGAGAGGGGAGGUUGGUCUCUGAUACACGAGGCUGCUACUGCUAGUUUACUGGCCACUGGAGGAUAAAUCUGAUUUAAGGAGGUGGUGGGUGGUAGCUGUUGAUUCCUUAGUGUAGAUAGGUAGAAAAUAUUUUAUAGAUAAGAGUAGGAUGGAUGAAGCACCUGUCCUUGAAGACAGAGUAGGGUUUUUAGAAUUUUAGAUAGUAUUGGGAAUUUAGGCAGAGUCAUAGGGUAUUAAAAUAAUCAUCUCUCCUCCUUUCUAUUUUCUAUCUGUACUUCUCAAAAUAAGUGUUUUAUUAAACUGCUCUCCUCACUUUUGUCAAACUACCAUUUAACCCUUACAUUUGUGACCUGUGGGAGCCAGGGUACAGGCUGAGUAGCAGUUAGAGGCUAAGGACUACCACUAUUUAUUGUAGUAUUCAUGUUUUUUUUUUUAACUAUUUAACAUGAAGCUGUCCUACCAUUUUUUUAGUUUCGUAUUUUUUUAAUGUGUCACUGACAGUUUUUGGAGUGUUGUGCCCUGAACCCUGUUCCCAUAAGCUCUUUGGUUUUGACUGUAUGAUUUUGCAUUUUACAGUGAUUUUUAGGAGCACGUAUUUAGUUAUAGCAGAUAUAUAGAUAUAUUGUAUCUCUCAUUCAAUUAAGGAUUGAAGAUAAUGUAAUGUAAUCAUUGGCAAAAGACUUACUGUUUCAUUCUCAUAUAUUUAUCCAGGAUGCCAUUGAUUUUUUUAUUACUGGUUUUUAUUUUUUAUACAUAACAAUAUAAUAUGUAACAUAAACAUGACUUGUUAUAAAUUUGCGUAUCCAACAGAAACAAAUUCUCACUUUACCUAUGCCACAAAUCUCUUACUUCCCUCACCUCUACCCCGUCCCUCUUCCUAAGAAGGCAGGUAAUAAUAGACUGUACAUAUGUUAUCAUAUAAUACAUAUUUCCCUGUUCAUCAUAUUGUGAAAAAAAGACAUAUUGCUUAUACUAGGGAAAAAUUCAUGGAGUAAAUAAAAUGAACAAUAGUAUGUUUCAA
Messenger RNA from Monodelphis domestica (gray short-tailed opossum), 9761 nucleotides. RefSeq names its product CWF19 like cell cycle control factor 2 (gene CWF19L2). Gene Ontology annotation, biological process: mRNA splicing, via spliceosome. Gene Ontology annotation, cellular component: post-mRNA release spliceosomal complex. NCBI's taxonomy places the organism in Eukaryota, Metazoa, Chordata, Mammalia, Didelphimorphia, Didelphidae. The record is from RefSeq and is a predicted model, not a curated record.